Messenger RNA from Xyrauchen texanus (razorback sucker), 1809 nucleotides. RefSeq names its product polyadenylate-binding protein 4-like. The record is from RefSeq and is a predicted model, not a curated record. The coding region runs from base 1 to 1809 and encodes 602 amino acids. Gene Ontology annotation, cellular component: cytosol. Lineage: Eukaryota; Metazoa; Chordata; Actinopteri; Cypriniformes; Catostomidae. The transcript has 14 exons. Gene Ontology annotation, molecular function: mRNA binding.
AUGAGCGGCUCGUUGUAUGUCGGUGAUCUUGAACCGAACGUGACUGAAUCGAUGCUUUACGAGAGGUUCAGUGCGGCCGGUUCGGUUCUGUCCAUCCGGGUCUGCAGAGAGAAACUCAGCGGCCGCUCGCUCGGAUACGCGUAUGUGAACUACGAACGACCUGCGGAUGCCGAGCGUGCCUUAGAUACGAUGAACUUUGACCUGAUCAAUGACAAGCCCAUGCGUGUGAUGUGGUGUCAGAGAGACCCUUCGCUGAGGAAGAGCGGGGUGGGAAACAUCUUCAUCAAGAACCUGGAGAAAUCCAUCAACAGUGAGGGGCUCCUCGAUAUCUUCUCAUCCUUCGGAAACAUCUUAUCCUGCAAAGUGUCUAGCGAUGAAAAUGGAUCUAAAGGUUUUGGAUUCGUGCACUUCGAGACCCAUGAAGCUGCUGAAAAAGCCAUCAACAGAUUAAACGGCAUGUUGAUCAAUGAGCAGAUCGUGUUUGUCGGCCACUUUAAGUCUCGUAAAGAGCGUGAGGCAGAAAUGCAGGCGAGAGCCAAACAAUUCACCAAUAUUUACAUCAAGAACUUUGGAUCAGAUGUGAAUGACGCAACGUUCAAUGAGACAUUUAGCAAAUUUGGCUCAACCGUGAGCGUUCGGGUCAUGACCGAUGAGAGCGGAAACUCUAAGGGAUUCGGUUUCGUCAACUUUGAGAAAAACAGUGAUGCCAAGAGGGCAGUGGAUGAGAUGAACGGGGCGGAGCUGAACGGCAGGCGGCUGUAUGUGAGUCGCGCUCAGAAGAAACGAGAGCGUCACGCAGAACUGAAGCGCAGAUAUGAGAAGACAAAGCAGGAGCGCAUCGCACACUAUCAGGGAGUGAAUCUGUACAUCAAAAAUCUGAGUGACAGCGUGGACAACGAGCUUCUCCUCAAAGAGUUCUCACCGUACGGCAACAUCACCAGUGUGAAGGUGAUGACGGACGGCGGCCGCAGUCGUGGUUUUGGAUUCGUUUGUUUCUCGUCUCCUGAAGAGGCCACUAAAGCCAUCACUGAAAUGAACGGAUGCAUCAUCGCGUCCAAACCGAUAUACGUCUCGCUCGCUCAGCGGAGGAGCGAACGACAGGCUCACCUCAUCCACCAAUACAUGAUGAGAAUGAGCUUCAAUAACCAACAUGUGAUGAUAAACCCGCUCAUGGAGCCGUACCAUUCAAACCCGCCGUCUGGAUACUGUAUGGAUCAGCAGAUUCAGAGUUUCUCUCCAUUCUACCCUUACGGCCAUCUCGCCCAUCCUCACUUCAGCACUCAAUGGGACACACCGGACUCCGGCCCUCAGUGUGAAUAUCCAAACCAUGCCGAUGGUGGUUCAGUCCACUGUGAGUGCUCGACAGGCACCCCAGAUGCCAUGUGUGACGCAUUGCACAGUACAGGUGCAGUCAUAAGAGUGACUUCAGUGAACGGAGAAACGCAGUAUAAAGUCCCACCUGAUGUCCGCAACCGUCGCAAGUCCGCGGAGACUCCGCCGCAGCUAUGCGACACAGUGCAGCCUGAUGUCAACACUGAAGAGCAGGAGUCUCUGACUUCAUCCUCUCACGAACCCCACAAGCAGAUGCUGGGUGACAGUCUGUUCCCGCUCAUCCAGGAGAUGGUGGGGCCGCAGGCGAGUAAAAUCACUGGAAUGCUGUUAGAGAUGAGCGAAUCUGAGCUGCAUCACCUGCUGCAGUCGCAUGAAUCUCUACGCUUAAAGGUGAAUGAAGCAGUGGCUGUUCUUCAAGCUCAUCAGAUGGAGGAUGCACAGAAAUCUUUGACCAGCACUGGCCUCCGUACAGUCUGA